Molecule: messenger RNA, 799 nt
Organism: Apis mellifera (honey bee)
Lineage: Eukaryota; Metazoa; Arthropoda; Insecta; Hymenoptera; Apidae
Gene: twr
Product: signal peptidase complex catalytic subunit SEC11A
Exons: 4
Coding region: 133-675 (180 amino acids)
Cellular component (GO): signal peptidase complex; membrane
Molecular function (GO): serine-type endopeptidase activity
Source: RefSeq, a predicted model, not a curated record
GCAUUCCUUGUUCAUUGUUUAUGUGACGUGGUGAUACGUUGACUGGUUGUUGCCGGUUGUGUUCAAGUGGAGUAGAAUUGAAAUUGUUUUGUUUACUUGGUUAUUGUAAUUUUUAUAAAAACAGUUGUAACCAUGUUGCAAUCUAUAUUCGAUGAUGUGCGGCGAAUGAAUAAACGGCAGUUCCUGUAUCAAAUGUUAAGUUUUGGUAUGAUCGUUUCAUCAGCCUUGAUGAUUUGGAAAGGCUUAAUGGUUGUAACAGGUGCCGAAAGUCCAAUCGUUGUGGUUCUCAGUGGUAGUAUGGAACCAGCAUUUCAUAGGGGGGAUUUAUUAUUUUUAACCAAUUACCAAGAUGAGCCAGUCAGAGUAGGAGAGAUCCUUGUUUUUAAAGUUGAAGGUAGAUAUAUUCCAAUUGUACACAGAGUAAUUAAAAUACAUGAAAAGGGCGAUCAAAAUAAUACUGUUAAAUUUUUAACAAAGGGUGAUAAUAAUUCUGUUGAUGAUAGAGGUUUAUAUGUAACUGGUCAAUUAUGGUUGACACAUAAAGAUGUUGUUGGUAGAGCAAGAGGUUUUUUACCAUAUGUAGGAAUGAUUACAAUAUAUAUGAAUGAAUAUCCCAAAUUUAAAUAUGCAAUAUUAAUAUGUUUGGGAUUAUAUGUUAUGGUACACAGAGAAUAAAGGAUAUUUCAUAUAGGAAAUUAUAUGAAAUAGACUAUCUGAACAUCUACAAAAAAAAAGUGCAUUGUAAAAUUAAAUCUUAAUUGAUAAUUCAAAUAUACAUAUGGAGCUAUGUACAAUGUGA